ACACGUUACAAACAGCGCGAUCACUCGAAACGGCCAAUAGACAGGCAGCGGCCAUUGAAAACAACAACUACGAGGUUGAUCCCUCACCGCAACGUUCUACUCUCUGACGUUCCUACCUUCUACCGGAACUUUCUAACCUCAGACGCUCACAACGGCCGAGACGGUCUCUUGUUAUCGUUGUGGCGAACUCGGUCAUCGUACGUGCGAGAAAGCUCGCGUCAAAACGUGCAGUCGUUGUGGCAAAAAGAACCAUUUUGCCAAGGCGUGCAAAGGCAACGAACCGGCAAAGUUAACGAACUUGAAGAGACAACGCCUCAUACUGUUACGGCCGUCUUGCAAGCCCAAGCAUACAGCAGUGACGAAGAACUUUUCUGCAUUAAACAACUCGUGUCAGCAGGAAAUAAAGCACGAGUUGCAAUUCCCUUGAACGGAGUACCCACCCGGUUGCUGGUCGAUUCAGGCGCCAGUGUCAACAUUCUUCCGAUGAAUGUCUACAACCAAAUCAAGCAACCAAGCUCUAAGCCCAAGCCCACAUCGAUAUGUAUAUACUCCUAUG
Molecule: messenger RNA, 556 nt
Organism: Paramuricea clavata
Lineage: Eukaryota; Metazoa; Cnidaria; Anthozoa; Malacalcyonacea; Plexauridae
Source: the annotation of a GenBank genome assembly